AACAAGUACUUAUCAAAGUACUAGGGAUGAUAUAAUCACCCUAAGACCUUCGAAAGUAAUGUCACAGAAGAGUCGCGGUCCCAUGUCUGAAUCAGUAGAAGGAUAAAAAUUCAAAUGAUGUUGGGACUAAUUUUAAAUGCUAUAUAAUUAAAUGUCUACACAUACAGACAAUGAUUUGAACGGCCAACUCUAGUUAAAAGUCUAUCUCAAGUUAUUAAUAGAGUCUGUUUCUAAUUAUAUGUAUAUUCAAGUUAAAACAACUCUCAAACAGUUCCAAACUAACUCCUAUCCUUACAUUCACACACACACACACACCACACACACACACACACAUCUAUGGAAACCUACAUGUAACUUAUGGAAACAUAAGAUUACGUCCUAAUCCCAAAACAAAAACAAAAAAGGAAACAUCUCACCUAGCUGUCCACCAGAUAUCCUCACCCAAUAACAUCUGCAAGUUGAGAAACAAUUGAAUAAUUUGGUGACUAAACUGAAGAGAUUUUAAAUUACCGGGAGACUACAAAAAUACUCAUCAACAUUGUAUAUCAGAAAAUCUGGCAAAUGGAUUUGAAAAAGUUCGUCAGCUCAUUUGUUUCAGGAUCCAAUACAUUGAAAGUUGAUUCAUUAAGUGAAACACCGGAUAAAGCAUGGGAAAAAUAUAAGAAAAACUUACAUAUUGAAAAAGUAGAUCCCCUAAGUUUGAUCCAUACAAGGGACCCAGAUAAAUAUCUACGGUUUGUUUGUAUUUCUGACACCCAUUGCAACAUAGAGAAAAAGGAGGACUUUGUGCCAGAAGGUGAUGUUUUACUUCAUGCAGGAGAUUUUUCAAACUGUGGACGCUUGUCAAACAUUAAAAAAUUCAAUGAUUUUCUCGGAUCUCUACCUCAUCAAUAUAAAAUAGUCAUUGCUGGAAAUCAUGACAUAAGUUUCGACACAGAUUUGUUAAAAAAACCAGUGUAUAUUUUCAAGAAUGAUAUUGAGAGAGACCUUAAUGAUUUACAAGUUGAGUCAGGAAAAGCUUUUCUUACCAACUGUACUUACUUGGAAGAUUCUUAUGUGGAUAUCCAUGGUUAUAAGAUCUAUGGUUCUCCUUGGCAACCACGUUUUUGUGACUGGGCCUUCAAUGUACCCCGAGGCAAGAAACUGCUGGAUAAAUGGAAUCUUAUCCCUGAUGAUGUGGAUAUCUUAAUAACACAUGGACCACCUCUGGGUUAUGGAGACCUUUGCAGAUCUGGCUUGAGGGCUGGUUGUGUUGACCUCCUCAACACCAUUCAGAAGCGAGUCCAACCAAAAUUUCAUAUUUACGGACAUAUUCAUGAAGAUUAUGGCAUCCUGACUAAUAAGACGACAACAUUCAUCAAUGCUUCAAGCUGUUCAAUAAACUACUGCCUUACAAAUCCACCCAUUGUCUUUGAUCUCCCCUUAUACAAUUCUGAGGCAUCUUAACAUUACAGAAAACGCUUACAUUUCCACUCCUUUUUCUUUCAAUUCAUAUAUUUACUUAAUGUUAAACGUUUUUGUUGAGAUUUUUGUUAAACUGUUUUAUAUUCAAUUUUUCCAAUUUGCAAGUCAGAUUGUAAACAAAUCCAGACAUUUGCAUUAAUUUUUGAGAGCAAAUGUUUCAUAACCAGUUGUCAGGUGAGAAAACAAAUAAGAAAAACCAGUAUUAUUUAGUUUAACCCUUCAAUGUUUAAACCUGUUUUAUGUUCCAACUGGCCAGAUCUAGCUUAUACCUAUUCAACAAUAUCAUUCAGAAUAUAGACUGUUACAUCAUCAAAAUGUCAAAGCAACAGGAUAAUACACGAUUAAUUGAAAAUGAUGUGAAUAGAUAAGCAUUACAUUUGACAGUAAACUGAAUGCUGAAGGGUUAAACAAUCAACAUGAUUUUGUUGUGUUUACAGAGUCAUUAUGCCAAUAUAAUUAACACACACACUGGUUCAAUAUCCAAUUGUUUUGUUUGUCAAAGCUCUUUCAUUGCUGCUUGCAACCUUUUCAAUGACUACCGACUUAAUCCGUUAUAGAGGCUGUAUUUGUUUGAGAUCUUGCUAGUGUAUUGGAAAGGUUGCAAAUACUAAUGGAAGAGCUUUGACAAACAAAAACAAAAUAAUCAGAUAUUUAACCAACUGAUUAAUAAUAAAUGAGUGGAAUCGAACUAAUGUGUGUUAAUUAUAUUGGCAUAAUGGCUCUCCCAUGACACAAAAUUUAUUUCAACACACUAAUUCACAUAAAGAAUCUUGCAAACCAGAUACAAAAACGAAACCAACAUGGUACAUUACCAGUAAUGCAGUUUCCAUCAAGAGUUAUAAAACUGUUAUAUCAGUAGAAAGUAGCAUUAUAUUUCAUGAAUUGUUUGUUACUUAUAAACAUUAUAGUUAUCUUUGGAACAAACAUAAGUAGGUAACGGCUGUGAGGUUAAAACUUUGCAUUGCAACUGCAUAAUGGUUCCAAGACUGAUCUCAAUGUGUGGCACUUUCAACAAGUCUCCUACUGUAGCCUCAGGUUAAUCAAAGCCUUGAGGCUGGAAUUUAGUUAAGUGGCAAUUGUGCAAAAGCCUUUUGAGAAUGUGUUUAUAUGUGAGAUAGGUGCAGACGCGACUGUUUGGGAAGAAGUUUGCUUCUGAAUUACAUGGUUUGGGGUUUAGUCCCAUUGCAUGGCACCUUGAUUAAGAGUCUUCUACUAUAGCCCUGAGCUGACCAAAGCCUUGUGAGUGGAUUUAGUAGAUGGAAAGUGAAAGAAGUCUUGUGUAUGUGUGUGUUACUGUGCCCUUGCCUUGACUUUGUUUUGAUAGCUAUAAACUAGUGCCUCCAUCAUACAAGAAAUGUCCUUUGUUUCCAAUCUUCUAUGAAAACAUGUUUGGUCAUGGAGGAAUAUUACCUUACUUGAAAACGGGUGAGGAAGAGCAUCCAGCUGUAAAAAAAAA
This is a messenger RNA of Octopus sinensis (East Asian common octopus), 2920 nucleotides long. RefSeq names its product metallophosphoesterase domain-containing protein 1-like. Lineage: Eukaryota; Metazoa; Mollusca; Cephalopoda; Octopoda; Octopodidae. The transcript is spliced from 7 exons. Gene Ontology annotation, molecular function: hydrolase activity. Bases 562 to 1446 code for a protein of 294 amino acids. The record is from RefSeq and is a predicted model, not a curated record.